UUUCUCGUAAGUUUCAAGUUCAUUUUGAUAUAAACAUCUAUUGUGUUUGGAAAGUACCUUUGAGCCAUCCUUGUUUUUCUUGAUUCACAAUGAUGGACACCGUAAUCGUUAUUCGUCAUCAAGACGUAACAUCAUCCUAAUCAUAAUUCCCAUCAAAAUAGACAAUAAACAAUCAACAUUGACAAUUGUUCAUUGCCAGAAAAGGAUCUUACUCCUUAACUUCACAAAUCAACCCAAAACUAGUUGAUCGAAGUGCAAAGAUCGCAAUUUUUGUUUUACCUAAACACAAUAUCAAUUUAUUAUCAAGCAAUUUGUGAAUGUUAACUAACAAUGAACCCUGAUUGUCACCAACAACGAAGUCAACCAACCUUAAGGAUAUUUUCAAGCUCAAAUGGUUUCAAUAUCUUCAUCAUUUGCUCAUUAAAAUAAGUACGCCAAUGGAAACAUCAAAGAUUCAGAUAAUGAACAACAAUCAUUUGCUUUACAGCAAAAAUUGAAAAUACCAAGACAGGUUUAAGUCAAAUAUGUUUUUUAAAAUCUUAAGAGUCUCUCUUGUCUGUAAAAGCUUGUCUUGAAAGGGUUAUUUUUUAAAUUCUGUUAAAUUAAUUCCUUUUAGUGAAAUCAAACAUUCGGCUUAUUUCAUCUUCAAUCAAAUUUUUUUUUGAAAUAUUAAAUUUUGCAUUUUCAAAGCAAAAGCUUACAUUGAUUAAUUAGUCCCAUCUCAUGAGUCAUGACAAUUUCCAAUUUAAGAUGAUAAAUUUUUAUUUGCGUUUUCAGUUUAACUCAAGAAACUUCAAGGUUUCGAUAAAUGAACAAAGUUCCCAAUCAUAUUGAUUUCCAACUCAACAUACAUUAAACUUGCAUUAAAGCAAAUUUAUGAUGAAUGUUUAAUAAGGCUGAAAAUAGUAAAAUGAUUGUCAAGUACUCAUUUACUUGGAUAUUUGAAGAUUAACCAUUUACCAGUUCGUUGUUUGUCUCUAUGAACAUAUUUAUCAAGUUUAAUGUUCAAUUAGUUAAAAUGUUAACCGAUUUCCCAUUCAACUGGUUGGCUGGAUUAAAAGAUGAUUUAAUUGCCAAAGGUGUCAACUAUCUUGAACGCAACACUUCAACUGAACAAUUGGUUGAUCAUUUAAUCAAGAUGAAUGAUUUAGGCAAAUUCUGGUUAGUUUGUAUUCGUGGUUAUUCACAGAAAGGAAUCAUUCCAGUAAAGAAAAGGUUAAUCAGCACUGGUUUGGACGCUCUUUGCAUUACAGUUCUUGGUUACAUUAUAUUUUUAGCAUUAACAGCUGACACCAGGAAACAAUCGGUUCAAAUAGCGACGUCCAUUUUCAUCUUGAUCAAUCUUCUUGGAAUCCGUUGGGCCUCGAUUUACUGUGAAUACAUUGACCAGUACACAAUCCUUCGAUUUUUUGAUGACAUUAUUCGUACAGGUUCUUUUGAUAUCCAUUGCCUUUUAGGUUCAACCAAUUGUAACCUCUUUAAAUGGUUCACCUUUAUAUUGUUGCAAUUUUAUUCCCUCUCAACAAUAAUCAGUGGAAUAGCACUCAUUUUGUAUCAUAUUUUUGCUGUACUUCGGGUUGACCUAAAGCUCGGUUGGACACUUUUAACUGACGUUACCAUACUAAUAACUGUGCCCAGUGUUGCUUUUGUCAUCAUUUUUGUAGUUCACAAUGUAACUUGGUGUUUCACUCACAUUAUAAUACUCAUGAUUCACUCGGCUUUCGCCUUGGACAAUAUACACAAAAAAGCUAUCAAAUCAAUGACAACAUCUAAAUGUAAUGCUGACCCAACCCAAGCUGAUUCAAAUGAUUGUGCUGAAUACUGGCAUUCAUCAAAUUUUUGUUACAACCAGAUUAAAAUAAUGAAAUACCAAUUGAGUCCAAUUACCUUCUAUGGUUACUUGUUGGGCUGCCUUGGUACCGAUUUCGCUCUAUUCACUGGAGCCAUUUAUGGAACCGGUGAUUCAACGUUGAAUUACAUUAUUACUGGACUUGGACUGCUUGCUCUUCAAAUAUUAACCAUGGUCAAUGAAGCUUCAGCCUUUGCUCUUCGAAUUAUAUCUAAAUGUGAGAAACUUAACUAUCGAAUGUCGUGUUGCUGUAAAUGCCAGACUACGAUCAAAUUGAAGGGUCUAUUAACAAUAGAGAGAAUGCAAUAUUCCAAAGUUGGUUUCUAUGUUGGCCAACUUUUUCUUAUGGAUAAUCUUCAAUAUCUGAUGGUAAGUGGUCAUUUCAAUUGCUUUUUUGAUUACAAAUCGCAUUAUAAGUUAGGCCUAAGUUUAAUUUUAGUCUAAUUGCUUAAAUACAAGUUUGUAUUUAGGUGCAUAAUCUGUUAAUUUUGUUUCAUUUGACAGUUUCUCUUGGAAAAUGGAAGCUUAUUGUUGCUAUUUGUCACCGUGAUAA
This is a messenger RNA of Tetranychus urticae (two-spotted spider mite), 2402 nucleotides long. The record is from RefSeq and is a predicted model, not a curated record. NCBI's taxonomy places the organism in Eukaryota, Metazoa, Arthropoda, Arachnida, Trombidiformes, Tetranychidae.